AUGAUGCACAAUGAUGAUGGUUUUUAUGGCUUGGUACCUCAGGAUGUUAUUGAUGACAUGGCAGAAAAAACAAGAAUCUGGCAUACAGAAAUGGCAGAACUAGAGAGCAUGAAGAAGGUGGUUGAGAAUGCACUGAAUAAAUAUAACAAGUCUCGACAAGCACCUGCUUCAGAGUCAAUUAAACGUUAUAAAGAGAUGAAUAAAUCUGGGGUCAAACCGGGAGUUCAUCCAGUCUUUGGUGAUUUUGACAGUAUAAAAGAAGAUGGACGAUUACAGUUGUUAAAUGCAUUGAAGUCAUACAAGGCCAACACAACAAUAUUUGAAGUAAAUGCCACGUCUAAAACAAGAGCAUUUGACGUGAUGAAGAAGAAGCGUGGUUACCAUCAAGGAGUGAUAAAACAGCAGGUCAAUAGGUUGGUAGGGGAGACAACUCCAGCAUACAGAGAAACUGUCAACAAACAAGAUGCAGCAGAUGAGGAUGACUUAACAAAUGCUUUCAAUGUUGUGAUUGGUAAAAAGAGGCCAUGUCAGACAACUGAAGACCCAGGUACAAAGAAAAGGAAAGUGGAAAUAAGAGAUGAAGAGAACUAUCUCCAUUAUAAACCAUCAGACUUUGAUACUGAGAGCAGGAUCAGAGCUAAGGACAGUAUAAAGGUUAUUCCUGAUUUUUUUAUAGAAGAAAAAAAACCAUUUAGACUGUUUCCUGGUAAAUUUAUAAUAUGGGGCUACCAAAAAAUGGCAUUAUGA
This is a messenger RNA of Mytilus trossulus (common blue mussel), 747 nucleotides long. RefSeq names its product ATP-dependent RNA helicase DDX54-like. Bases 1 to 747 code for a protein of 248 amino acids. The record is from RefSeq and is a predicted model, not a curated record. NCBI's taxonomy places the organism in Eukaryota, Metazoa, Mollusca, Bivalvia, Mytilida, Mytilidae. The transcript is spliced from 7 exons.